CGUCCCUUAGUCUCGCGCUUAUCGUCGUCGUGACGACCCGCUCGAGCUCGACACCGAUGUCGUUUUCGUGAUCUGUGACGUUCCGAUGUGCGGUGCGUACCGAUCUGCACACCGUGUCAAUCGGCAAGGUGCCCGAUAUCAGAUUACAAGCCCUCGGGAGGUAAUUACGUUUAUUCCACCUGAAUAAGCAAGAAACCGCGUAGCUGCUACCUCCGAUAAUAUCACCGAUCAGUGGAGGAAUUAAUAUUUUUACCUCCGCGAUCGCAUUUGAGCGUCUUUGAUACGAAUCGUAUGCUAUUACGCGAUUUAACUGAAGUCAGAAAAGUUACAAAAACAAUUGGAAAAAAGCGGUACCAUAUUUUUCAAGUGUAAUAUUACGGUAAAUUCAAACGGGAUCGGAGCUAUCAAAUACCUCUAAUUAAAAAUAAUAAUUUUCUACCACACGGAAUUCUCUCGUUUCUCUAACAAUCAUUCAACACAAUUUGGCGCGGUUGAACAGGACGAAUGCUGAGGAACAUUUACUAGUUACCACUACUAGCUACUUGAAUGCCAAGUGUAUGCCCGACUUUUAUCUCGAGGUGACAUCUCGCCGGAAGCAAGCAGCAAGAACCACACUAGUGAGAUCGUCGGAACGUCAGAAGUUCAACCCUAGUUCUCGCACGCCAGGAUCGGAGAAAAAAAUCGUCGUGACACCUGUCCAAAGAUUGAAUUCGACGGAGCGGAAGGUAAAGUCGAAGGAAGACGAGGAACAAGAAGAAGCGCCCAAGUGGCAGCGUCGCUAGUGGAGAGAGAUAGGAAAGUGGUAGCGAGAGAAGCAGGAGGUCGGCGGGAGGUGAAGGCGCUGCCGCGGAGGAUUCCAAGCCGUGCCCCCCGGCAAGAUACGAGCCGCUUAUACUUGUAUAGCUACGUACACAGUAAAAUUGUGGCGAUGAAGGAACCCUGGCUACGAGUAUCUGGGUCAUGCAACCGUCCUCUCGGUGUUGCAGCCUGUUCUCCAUAAUUCUGCGAAAUUUCCCCGAUGCAGCAAAAAAGUAGAGAUCAUCGUUGACCGAAAGAGUUCUCACUCUUGAAGCGCACGAGAGAUCCGCGAAUACAGGACGAUAAAAAUAACAGCGAAAUUGUUCGAUCUUCCGUCGAGUAAUCGCGUUGUGUUUGCCGUGGCGUUCCGCGAACGUUAUGCUAAAUGAUAAGGGCACACAGAAUAUCGAGCGUUCAAUUCAGAAGAAAUGCACAACGCUGUGUUCUGUGUCAGCGUAAUUGGAAAUCCAUUCGUAGAGUAAACGGAUAAAUAUAUAUCGAAUACGCGACCUGUUCCAGAACGAAGUUGCAACUUAUAGGGCUGUCACGUUAAUGUCACUUACGUCCGGCAGCGGUAAGUGAACUAUAGACAUAUCGCGCUUUACUCUGCCGGGAGAAUCCGUAAUGAUCCGCACGGAUCAGUGAUUUGCGGGCUGGAGAGCGGAUCGAUCCGAUACCGGCCGCUGGCGCGGUAACGAGCUGUUACGUCGUUACGCGGUUACGUAAAAAGGAUCCACUUAGAUCCCCGCGGGAGCAAUUGUCGAGGAAAGUCCACGCGAGGGCUAUUAUCUAAGUCCGUGAGCGAUUCACACGCGGAACCCGCUGCCACCCUUCAUCUGGAACACGCUUGAGUCGGUCGACCCGAUAAAUAAUGAACUCCCGCAGUCAUUUGUCAAGCUCACCGUGGGACAAACGAAUGUUCAUCGGGGUAACGUCGUCGUCGGCCUAAAUGGGUGAGAUCAACGCAAGGCACCGGCUAGCACCGUGACAUUUCGCGUCGCUUUGCCGUUACGCAAGCGUUACGCAAGAAUCAUGUCCCUUUGACUCAACCGAGAACAGGUAAAUCAAACGGUAUAUAAGCGAUCGGCCUUUACGAUUUGUCUGCUCGCAAAGCUAUAUUGACGAAACGAACACAGAAGGGUGGAAUGCCGAGGUUCGUGAAUUGAAAUGGUGCUUAGUAACGAUCCUUAAGCGCUGAAAGGACGCAGGUACGCUUUUCGAUCGUGAACUCUCACCUGAGCGUUCGCCCUAGAAAUGCGAGAGUCAUCUGAUUCCGAUCGCGAUCAGUGCAGUCAUCCCGGGCAGUACGAUCAAUCGCGCAGGAGAUAACGGUGCCCGAAAAUACGGCUCGCGACUUCAUGACAGUGCUUGCGCAUCGGGCUCGCGGACGAACGAACGUGGAGAGCUUAUCUUGUACGUGGUAGCAAGCAACGCCAAGCAACAUGAGGCGACGGAACAACGGUUACUUCUGCCAAACGUCAUCGGUCAAGAGGAAUGGCCGCGGUGGAUGCAACGAAACUGAGGCGAACGAGCCACCGGGAUGGUGCAUCUACGCGGCGGUCGCGCUCGUCGCGGUCGGCUGUUAUCUCAAUGCGCUCGACUGCGACUUCGUGCACGAUGACAUACCGGCGGUGGUGAGGAACAGGGACGUGAUCGGCGAGGCGUCGUGGAGCAGCGUGCUCAACGACGAUUUCUGGGGUACACCGAUGGAAAGCAUCAAUAGUCACAAGAGCUAUCGACCUUUCACCACUCUGACGUUUCGAUUGAACUACCUGAUGGUGGGUUUGAGUCCCAUGUGGUAUCACGCCACGAACGUCGCCUUACACGCCGCUGCGUGCGUCUUAGUCACCAGAGUGAGUCUCGUGGUAGCUGCCCUUCGACCGGGAUUCGCAGCACUCGCCGGACUGUUAUACGCCGCACAUCCCGUGCAUACGGAAGCGGUGACUGGCAUCGUAGGCAGAGCGGAUGUUCUAGCGUGUAUCUUCUUUUUGCUGUCCUUUCUUGCCUAUCACGGUCAGCAGACGGCGUACGUAUGGUCCAGCGUUUGCCUGGGUGCCCUAUCGAUGUUGGCGAAGGAAACUGGCGUUACUGUUCUGGUACUAAACCUUCUUUACGAUCUCUAUCGUUCCUGGCAUUCAAUCAAGAGGUCUAUUUUCGAAGUCAAGUGGAACGACGAUUCUAGAUAUUUUUCAAGACGUGCUGCACCGUUACUCGUUUCGUUUAGCAUACUUUUUGUGGUACGGCUCGCUCUACUUCAUGGUACUUUGCCGAACUUCUCCGCACAGGAUAAUCCAGCUGCUUUUCAUCCCUGUUUCCACGUCAGAUUGUUGACUUUUUGCUACUUGGCAGCGCUGAAUUGUUGGCUGCUCCUGUGUCCGGCUAUACUUUCGCACGAUUGGCAGAUGGGAUCGGUUCCUUUGGUUACAUCUUUUACGGACACCAGAAAUCUCGCCACCUGUAUAUUCUUCGGCGGUUGUCUGGUUCUCACGUACAAAGCCUUCACGGAUUUCGAGCAACAAAGGCAUCCGCCUCUGGUUCUUGGUUGGAUGUUUCUGGUGCUGCCGUUCCUACUUGCGUCCAAUCUUUUCUUCACUGUCGGUUUUGUCGUGGCAGAACGGGUUUUAUAUACGCCGAGUGUUGGGUGGAUUAUUUUGAUCGUCUACGGUAUGCAGGUGAGCUGGGUCGCUGCACCACGACGGAGAAGUUGGAUCACUACAGGCGUAGUUCUCCUGCUCGUUUUAGGAUGUUUCAGAACGGUUCUUCGGAACAACGAUUGGAGAUCUAGAGAAACUUUAAUCAAAGCGGGACUGCGGUCUCUACCCUACAAUGCCAAGAUGCAUUACAACUUCGCUAAUUUCCUUAAAGACACGUCGCAACCGAACCUUGCGGUUCACCAUUAUCAGUUGGCCCUCUGGCUCUGGCCAGGGUACGCCAGUGCGCAUAAUAAUCUUGGAACCCUCACGAUAGAUGAUCAAGCGGAAUAUCAUUUUCUAGCAGCUAUUAACGCUCAACCUGGUCACGUAAAUGCUCAUUAUAAUCUCGGACGAUUGUACAGAAGAACAAAUCGAACUGAACAGUGCAUCGAGAUGCUAAGAAGAUGCGUGUCGUUGGAUCCGACAUAUGCGCCGGCAUUUAGAGUUCUAGCGAGAAUCGCUACCGGUCCUGCAACAGGCGAGCUCCUGAGGCACGUAAUUCACCUUCAGCCACGAAACCCGGACGCUCUCGCUGAGUAUGCUUACUGGUUGUACAAGAAUGGCAAAUGGUUGCCCUCGCUCCACUACUAUUUCAAAGCGAUGGAGAUCUUCCCGUCGCACAAACCAUCGCUUAUUGGUACGCUCAGGAUUUUGAGGUUGCGAGGUCAGUGGUCCAGAGUACACCAGCUCAUCAUCAGGUGGCAUUUAAUGUUACGAGCGAAACGAGGAGGCUUCAUCUAUCGCGGGGAUUUGUAUAUUCGUGCGUGGGAGUUACAAAGCGAGUCUCGUCAAAGGACUCAUCAACAUCAACGGAAUCUCUGUAUAUCGGAGAACGGAUGUUCGAGGCCGCGCGUGGCCAGCGUGUCGGUGCAACUCGAACAAGACAGCAACAAGUCGGAACAGCUGCAGCGGGCGCCGCGUUGUAACGUGCGCGCUUGCAGACAGCCAAGAAAAGGGAAGGCGCGUGUGACCGCGCCCACCCUGCUCGUGCAGAAUUUUCUGGAGACGCUUUAGUCCGCCCCGAUCGGGGAUCGGGUCUACCUCCUACUCGUUCGCCAGCUGAAAACGGGCCGUGGGAGAUGAAGAGAGAAGCGCGAUACUCCGAUCGCGUAGCAGCCUCGUCCGACGAUCGUCAGCGACGAAGAGAGUCCUAUUAUAGUGGAAUGCCUGAAUAUUUUUCGUAUGCCGUGUUUGUGUGCUAUUUGGGACCGCAAGCCCGACCUGUCACCGGAUUAAUCACGAUAACGAGAUGAAAGAAGGUACGCAUAUAUCGUUAUCGUUUAUAUGUGUGUCCUCGCGUUCUUCGUGGCAUCCUGUUUAUUCUGUCGAUCGGACAGCGACGAUGCGAGUCGCGAUCUCUUCGAAAAUAAAGUCGCUAAUGAAAAAAAAAAGCAAAGAAAAAAAAAACAGAUGCCUGUACCGUAGAUAAUUUUGGCUUCGAAUGUGGAUGAAAACAUUCUGAAAUCAUUCACGCCAGGACAAAUGACAAUGUUGCGCUAAAUGGUGAGAAUCGAAUGCUAUAAGAAUUAAAUUCCUUGAAAAUUAUUUUGUCACUUUUAAAUUCAUCAUAAGAAUACUUAACGAGAGAGGACCAAGGGAGAUUCGAGCGAUUAACUGUGCGCGACAAACGAUUAUACAAAGUUUCUCGCGUAUUGAUUAAACACAUAAUCAGAUAUGACAUAAAACCGUGUGCGUUCAAGCGUGUAUAACUACUUAUACUUUUGAAACGUGAUAAUUGUAAUUGGUAACAUAGUCACAUGUAGUAUGACGUGUUUCUAUAAAUAUUUGCUGUAUCUCGUGUGUGCUUUCAACGUUUUUACGAUGUCCGUUUUGAUGAAACGAUAAAGUCUCCAUUGUACAUGUAAUACCAGAAAUACAAAGUGUUUCAACAAACAAUAUAUCGUAAUAAAAAUUGAGGAUUACAUUCGUGAAAAAUAUCUCGAGAGAGUUUUGGUGGGCAGUUUAGCAAAACUAUAGUCGUCUCAAAAAUACUUGAUACGAAUGGAUAUCAUAAUAUUAAAAAUAAAUCGAUCUUCUUGUUAAAGAGUCUAUACUUAUGAACAUUCAUAAUUUUCAUUACCAACGAAUACAUGCGCACACACAUACACAUAUACAGACUCAUUCAUUGAAAUAUUAUAUAGGUACAUUUUAUAUCUUUCUUUUUGUCAUUUGUACGUCGAGGCUGGAAGCUCGAACACGAAAAAUAAAAUCAUGGUGUCGAAUUUUAUCUUUUUGAUGAUAAUGACAAUAGCACAGUGCAUAAGAUGAGAAUACGUAUAUACUUUUCGGAUUCUUUCUCGGAUCAUACUUUGUGUUCCUCUCUCGUAGAUACGCAAUUUUACGCACGUAAAUACACGGUGCCAAUACUAGGGUAAUGAAUGUGCCACUAAUUUGUGGCGUUUGGUAUGGCUUUUGUAUGAAAAUUAAAGAAACAAAUAAUUUUAAAGAAAUACAUUCUUCGAUGAGCUUGGUAUGGCAAUGUUCUAUUGCAAGUAUAUCGUAAAGAAAACUUUUAUGAAAGUUUUUCUUUUCAACGUUUAUGAAUUUAUUACAUAAAAGAGAUUAAUUAAGUAGUAUUUCACACGGAUUAGAUAUUGAAAUAUCAAAAUUAUGUUAUUUUGUUCACUGUAAUAUUAAAUUGCUAACGAGUUAUUUAAGUUAAAUAAAAUAUUGCUGGGAACAUUUAGAAUAGAAUCGAUUCUUUUGCGAUUAAUAAUUCAUCAUAUAACUGUUUAGCGAAAUAAAUAAAAUAUAACUUGUUUAUAUAUAUACAUAAUGUGUUGGAUUCUAAUUAUUUGUAUGUCCCUUUACGAAUACUUGUAAAACAUUGUCAAAACUUAAUAGAAGACCAAUGUAUAUACCUGUAUACAGAAAAGAAAUGUUACAUCGAAAGUUUUGUCGAUGCUUAUUAAACUUCUCUACUAUAAAUUACUGUCAUGUAAUAUCGUUAUAACGAACGAGUAAAUAAAUUUUGGCCAUCCGGUUACAACGGCCUGUGGUACUUUGCAGAACACUGCGGAUAGUGGGAAAAAUGCAACGAAACGAGAAUAAGAUCUAAACUAUAAUGGUAUAUGGAAAUGGUAAUGCAUAUGUAUGAAGUUACAUUUUCAGUUGCUAUAUCUUUCUGUCUACGACUCUUGUUUGCUAUUCGCAGCUCGAAUAUCUUUAUUUCAAUAUUUUGUUUUAACGUAAUAAACAUUAAAUAGAAUACCUAUAAAUUUCUUCGAUUAA
Temnothorax curvispinosus is the source of this 6722-nucleotide messenger RNA. RefSeq names its product transmembrane and TPR repeat-containing protein 1-like. The record is from RefSeq and is a predicted model, not a curated record. Gene Ontology annotation, biological process: protein O-linked glycosylation via mannose. The transcript has 15 exons. Gene Ontology annotation, molecular function: mannosyltransferase activity; protein binding. The coding region runs from base 2241 to 4505 and encodes 754 amino acids. NCBI's taxonomy places the organism in Eukaryota, Metazoa, Arthropoda, Insecta, Hymenoptera, Formicidae.